Messenger RNA from Sceloporus undulatus (fence lizard), 4756 nucleotides. RefSeq names its product leucine rich repeats and transmembrane domains 2 (gene LRTM2). The record is from RefSeq and is a predicted model, not a curated record. Gene Ontology annotation, biological process: regulation of presynapse assembly; axonogenesis; positive regulation of synapse assembly. Gene Ontology annotation, molecular function: protein binding. Bases 547 to 1656 code for a protein of 369 amino acids. Gene Ontology annotation, cellular component: membrane. The transcript has 4 exons. NCBI's taxonomy places the organism in Eukaryota, Metazoa, Chordata, Lepidosauria, Squamata, Phrynosomatidae.
UGCCUUAAAGUUCUCAACACAGCCAGGAGACUUAAGUUGCCCUCUGAAAAGCAUCCCUUUGUUUGCACUUGAGCAAUACAGGUGGGUCACCGAUAGCAUCAGAGUCAGCUUGUGACAGCAACAACCCAGGCACAGCCAAAGCUGAGCAGUAGGAGUGGGAAUGAAGCAGGCAAAGAGAGUGGCAGGCAGUUCCUAAUAUCUCAGGGAAAGGACGGGAUCAUUCCACAACAGGAUUUGAAAUUGAUCAACUCUCUAGCCCAGCCAUCCAGAGCAGCCAGCUAAGUCUCUCUGUGGCUGUCAGCUUAACUCUGAUGCUGGUUCCUGUGUGGUAGGGGAGUUAAAUAGGACACAGACUCGGAGAGAAGCAAGCCUCUUUGCUGGGAAUUAAGGAGGCAGAAAAAGAGAGGAAAGAAGGUGGAAUUUGGACAGAGACCUGGCAGGAAAGGAGAACAUCUCCAGAUUAGCCAGAUUGUUGGUCAGUCCGGCAAGAACGUGUGCCAGCCUGGCAGGCAGGCACAAGAUACUGUGGGGAAAAGAGCACCCAUCAUGUUGUCUCAGAGUGGAGGCUACUGGUGCAGCAACAGGCUUUCCCUGAGAUGGAAAGAAACUAGCUUGCUUGCCUGUUGGCUUUCAUUCUGUGCAGCAGAGUCCCUCUUUGCUUGCCCAUCCUCUUGUAAGUGCAACAGUGGUACUCUGGAGGUGGACUGUAGUGGCCUGGGUCUUUCAUCCAUCCCUUUUGACAUUCCUUCAAAUACUAGGACCUUACUUUUCCUCAACAACCAACUGAGCACCUUGUCAGAACAAACUUUUUCCAACCUCUCUGCUCUCCAGAGACUGGAUCUUUCCAACAACUUUUUGGACCAACUUCCUGAGAAUGUUUUCAGAGACUUAGUGAACCUCACUGAACUACAACUGAGGAACAACAGCAUCAGGAAUUUGGAUAAAGAGCUUCUUCAGAACACUGUUCUUCUGCGUCAGCUGGAUCUCUCCAUCAAUGGGCUUGCUCAAAUACCUUCAGGCAUAUUUGAUGACCUCCCUUCUCUCCGUUGGCUCUCUCUCAGGUCAAAUCGGCUGCAGAAUUUGGACAGGGUAACUUUUGAGCCAUUAGUCAGCCUGCAGCAGUUACAAGUAGGAGACAACCCCUGGGAAUGUGAUUGUAAUCUCAGAGAUUUCAAAUACUGGAUGGAAUGGUUCUCUUAUCGAGGAGGAAAGAUAGACCAGCUGGCAUGUACUCUUCCUAAGGAGCUGCGGGGGAAGGAUAUGCGCAUGGUGCCCAUGGAGAUGUUUAACUACUGUUCCCAGCUGGAGGAUGAGAACAGUUCUACUGUACUGGACAAUAUUGGCCCUCCUUGCAGUAAGGGAACAUCUGCUCCCAAACCUAAAACAAGUCCUGAAGCAGAAGAGGAGCCCAGUGUGGGUUGCCCCCAGAAGCAAAGGUAUCGGCCUGUCAGUGUGCGGCGGGCCAUUGGCACAGUCAUCAUAGCUGGGGUGGUUUGUGGUAUUGUGUGUAUCAUGAUGGUAGUGGCAGCAGCUUAUGGUUGUAUUUAUGCAUCCCUCAUGGCUAAGUACCAUCGGGAACUGAAGAAGAGACAGCCAUUAAUGGGAGAUACUGAGGGAGAACAUGAGGAACAAAAGCAGAUCUCCUCUGUGGCAUGAAUCUGGAAAUCAGUGGCAGAAGAGAGCAGGAUACAACAGAGGCCUAUGGCCUGGGCAGUUUUGGCUUUUCCCAGACAUACAGAUGGACUGUGUUGCUUUCUCUUUGUUCAAUUAGUCAAAUAUGCUUUGUCAGUAUACCUGCCUCUGGUUCCGGUUCCUCUGACUUCCCUCUGUUCUCACAUAGUUCCAGGGGAAUAGACCGUAGUCAGACCUCAAAUGCUCAUCACUUCUCCUCUUUGCAGAAGACUCCCUGUUGAUGAUCUCAUCUGGGGAACUCAGGCAACCUGGCAUACUUUUCAUCCUUCCUUCACUUCUUGACUUCUUUGCAAGUUCCCAUAACAUCACAGAACCUUUUGCAAGCAAAAUGAGCAGCCAAAGGCAUCAAGCCAAAUCCUGUUAAAACAACUAAACUUCACGGGUCACUGUGAGUGGGGUCACUGACAUUACCAGAUGGCAAUCUGCUCCUUCCCGCCAGCUAUAUUGGUUAAAGCAAUUCAUUUCACAACAACUCCAGGACCAAUAUAAAUGAGUGCAUUACAGCAACAGAGAACUUGACUUUCCUACAUGGAACACUAGAAAGGAAUGAAUAUUUUUUAGAAUAAAAAGCAGUACUUCAUACACGCACUCUGGCAUGUGCCCUGGUCCACAUAUUAACUGUUUGGGAGAAACACAAGCUGAUUACCUAUCUAUGUAUACAAACAUUCCUAUACAUACCUGUGUUCCAUUGCUUACUACCUGUACAUUCAUAUUUGUUAAACACUAUAAAAUGUACCAGCUUUCCCUCCUCAUAUGGAUAAUUUAUGAAUCCUGCAGUGAUCAUUUAAAAAUACUAGAAAAGGAAAGAUGGGACAGGAGAGGGAACAUGGAUGAAUGCUAAAGGCAUUUACUUUGGGAAAGUUAGUGUGCAUGGUUCAAAAGGAAAAAUGUUUUUCCCCAAGACGUUGGAGAAUUAAUCUAAAGGCUUUUACAGUUUUUGUGGCAAAAGUGGUCUCUAGGGACCUUAUCACAUUGGAGGAAUCCUAUUCAGGCACGGGAUUUAAAGUAGAUUUAAAGUAGAAAAAACCUGCAAAUGUGGGAGGUUUUUCACACGACAUUUCUGCAAACCAGAAAUAACGUGAAAAUAAAGGGGACGUAAAGGGGACAAAAAUGACACCUUUUUACUUUCGGGAAGUCCCUAGGAGCCUUUAAGAGAAGAGCAGUCUUUCUGAUCUCCUUAGUGAGUAUGUUGGGGAGGAGCAUGGAAAUGGUUACAAGUAUGUCAGACAUGCUGGAGAUCAUAGCUGAAAUCCUCAGUGUAGGCAUAUGUGUGGUUCCACAUAUGCACUGCAAUGAUCAGAUGGGGAGAACUGGGGAAAUAUGAAUGAAAAAACAAUGAGGAUCUGUGUAAAAUGGAAGAAAGGAGAAGCUGUUCAGGGAUCUGAAAAUGUUAGUCAGCUCCUCACACAAACAGUUUGCUGGUACAGACACUCAUAUAAUAUUUUCACUUGUGGGUUAAUAUACCAAGAACCCACAUAAGAUUCCAACUAAAAUAUGGAUAAUAUUAAUGUUCUGGGAAACAUCUAUGGACAUUAUACAUGAAUGUACAUAGACACACAAAGGCAAAAUAUCUGAGCACAUGCAUUUGCACAUUACUCAUUGACCAUUUUUACUCUGAAUAUCUUUAACAGGUCUUCAGCACUUCACAUUAGUCUCAUCUCUUUUCAAACUGAUGGCAGAGGUUCAGGGGGAGGAGGAGAACCUACAUAAGGACUCAUUUUAUAUCAGUGAAAGUGGGAUAAAGUGUUGUCUCCAGGGGAGAGUACAUAUUGCCAUGGUAACCUGCUCUAGCCCGUCACAGCGGGUAUUCCUGGGAUAGGAAGAUGACACGAGAGGUCGUGCAGCCGCAGUUUUUGUGGAUACUGUGAUCCUUGCAGUCAUGAAACAACCUGGCAGCUGGCCCAGAUUCUGAAAUAUCUCUCCAGCAACUCAGGAGCAGAGCCCAGUUGGGCAGGGACCAGGUCAUCAGAGUUCUUCCUUCUUCUUCUUCUUUUUUUUUGGGGGGGGGAUAUUUUGAUGCCUUUAGAUGAUCUGUAGUUCUUUCUUUGGCUGUUCCUGAUGGUUCUGAACAAAAGCAGUGCUCACUGCCUUUUAAUUCAUGCCCAAAUGCUCUGUCAGCAAACAGGAACACUGUGAAAGACUUGAUAUUCCAUCCAGGGAGCAACAAUCAACCUUUUCCCCAUGCUAUUUGCCAAGGACUACCAGAUCAAUAUAUAUAUAUGAACAUACUUCUUGAGCAGAAAAAAAAAUCCAAUGGAACUUCAGGGAGGCCACUGUGGGAAAUUGACUGUGGCGUUUCAGUUUAUGAGGCAUGUGAAGAAAGUCAACAUCAAUGCAAGGAACAAAUCCACAAAUGGAGGAUAAAGAUUGUCUCAUUAUAUACCAUCUUUAUAGUGCAGUUCCUCCAAACACCCAGCUCCACUUCUGCUUUAUCCCAGGCUGAUGGGCAAUCUAGCCAGUGUGUCUAUGUCUGUAUUGUUCCUACUAUUUAUAUACCCAGCAAAAAUGUAUUAGCAUUCUGCUUGCUGGAUAUAUGACUCCAGUGUUACUGUCUUUAUCUUCCCAAAGGAACUUACCUCUGUAACAUACUGGACAGCACAAUCAUACUUGAAAUGGGACUUAUGUCAGAGCUGUAUAUUUAUAGAUUUCUAUUUUACUUGUAAGGAAUAAUGAUGACGUUUGCACAAAUUAAAUGAUGUGUGCAUGUGUAUUUAGGGGAUGAGAAGCACUGGGAAAAAAAUAUCAAAAGGAGGUGAGAGAAGGGAAAAUCCCCUUCCUCUUCCCAUCCCCUAUUUUCACCUAUGACACGUUUCCCUUGUUGCCAAUAAUACUUUGUUUUCCAUGUUUUGUAUUUUUAGUUACAACCUUACACUUUGUUCUGAUUUCUCAUUGAAAUAGUAUUGAGCUGACCCUGAUACUUCCAUAUUUAGAAAUUCACAUAUGAAAAAGGGAAGUAUGUGAAGGGACAAAGAAAUAGUUUGUUGAACAAAGUAGAGGAUGAUGAAUGGAUAUUGGUUGGUUCCAAAGAUAUUGGAACAUUUUGGGAGUACAAUUGCCUAUGGAG